This is a messenger RNA of Solanum pennellii, 1657 nucleotides long. RefSeq names its product peptide chain release factor PrfB1, chloroplastic. Gene Ontology annotation, cellular component: cytoplasm. NCBI's taxonomy places the organism in Eukaryota, Viridiplantae, Streptophyta, Magnoliopsida, Solanales, Solanaceae. Gene Ontology annotation, biological process: translational termination. The transcript is spliced from 8 exons. Bases 102 to 1538 code for a protein of 478 amino acids. Gene Ontology annotation, molecular function: translation release factor activity, codon specific. The record is from RefSeq and is a predicted model, not a curated record.
ACAAAGGAAAGCCGUCUUUUGGGAGUUACGGAUUAGUCGACAUAUUGUUCCACACACUUAUCUCUUUGCAAGGCAGAGACAGCUUCUCUCUUUCUCCAGCCAUGGAGAUUGUUGUUCAAAGUUCAGUUGGUAUAUAUUCGAAACCCUUCCAUAGCUUAGCUAGAAAGCUAAUUAAGGCAUCAUCAGGUCCAAUUACAAGAGUUACAGAAAUGGAUAGGAGAAGAGAGGGAAUUUCACUACUCACUUCUCAUUCUUUUUUUCCUGCAAUUAGGAGAAUAAGAGCAAUGCAUAAGAGCAUCACUUCUUCUCCAACGGUUUCUUUUGCAACACCUGAGGUGGGAGUUACAAAUACUGAAACGCGUGAAUGGGCGAUGCAAGAUUUCUAUACUUUAAGGAAGGAUGUAGAAACUGUCUUAGAGCGUGUUCAGGAGAUCAGAGCUGCUGCUGGUCUAAAGCAAUUACAGGAAGAUCUUGCUGCUUUAGAAGCAGCAGCUGCUGAUCGGUCUCUCUGGGAUGAUCGUGCGAAAGCUCAGGAAACACUUCAGGCUUUGACUGAUUGCAAAGACAAAUUAAAGGUUCUCCGUGACUUCAAGACACAGGCUGAUGAUGCAGAAACGAUUAUUAAGCUCACUGAGGAGAUGGACUCAAUUGAUUCAGUGUUUCUUCAAGAGGCCUCUGGUAUCAUAAAGGAAUUGAACAAGGCACUGGAUCGUUUUGAGUUGACUCAACUUCUUUCAGGCCCCUAUGAUAAAGAAGGUGCAGUGAUUACUAUCACAGCUGGUGCGGGCGGCACUGAUGCACAGUUUUCACGCAUCUCGACUAAUUCAACAGGAUAUGUGCUACCAUAUACUAGGAUGUAUGUGAGAUGGGCAGAAAAGCAGCGCUAUAAAACAAAAGUUGUUGAGAAGUCUGUGGGAGAAGAAGCUGGGAUCAAGUCAGCCACUGUUGAAAUUGAUGGACGGUAUGCAUAUGGCUACCUGUCUGGGGAGAAAGGAACCCACAGGAUUGUUCGACAGUCUCCCUUCAACUCUAAAGGCCUUCGUCAGACAAGCUUCACUGGCAUUGAAGUUAUGCCUCUUCUUCCUGAAGACUCAACAAAUGUUGAAAUUCCCGAAGAAGACUUGGAUAUCAGCUUUACAAGAGCAGGUGGAAAGGGAGGUCAAAAUGUUAACAAGGUUGAGACUGCGGUUCGCAUCACUCAUAUUCCCACUGGUGUAGCUGUUCGCUGUACAGAGGAGAGGUCACAGCUGGCAAAUAAGAUAAAAGCUCUAAGCAGAUUGAAGGCAAAAUUAUUGGUGAUUGCAGAGGAACAAAGGGCAUCGGAAAUAAAGCAAAUAAGAGGAGACACGGUGAAGGCGGAAUGGGGCCAGCAAAUAAGAAACUAUGUCUUCCAUCCUUACAAGCUAGUAAAAGAUGUAAGGACUGCUUAUGAAACUUGUGAUAUCACCUCUGUGAUGGAUGGUGAGUUAGAUCCUUUUAUCAAAGCCUACCUUAAGCACAAGUACAGUUUGGCAGCAAAUCCUAGUGGACUCACUUGAUAAUGUAAAUGAAUCACUAGAUACAACAUCUUUAAUGUUGUUAUUACCUUGUAUUUGAGAUUUGUUCCCAUCUUUCUAUAAUUGUUGUGUUUAGUUAAUAGGAAAAUGACAUAUUGAAG